CAUUUCGAUUUAAAUUGUAUUUAUAUAUAAACUAUAUAAUAAUUCUUUAAAAUAUGUCGGAUCUGAUGAAAAUAUUUGGAGGUUGGCCACCAGACCAGGGCCCAGUUGCAUCAAAGCCCGCCCUGGAGACUGUGAAGGCGGAGGAGUUCGAGGUCAGCCCCAUGGUCUUGGGCCUGAUGCUGUCCUUUUUGCUGUUUGUGAUCGCCUUCUGGAUCUGGCUGAUCUCCCGCAGCUGUCUGCUGGCUCAGCCAGUGAAGCCAACCAAAGACCGAAAGCCGCGACAGCAGGGAGGUCAAGCUGCUGGGGCCAGAAAAUCUUUGGGUCGUAUCCUAAGCAAAAAGGGGCAGAGUGACGCGUCCUUUUCCAGCAAACAGAAGUCGAGCAGCUUGUUAACGUUGCCGCAGAUCAGAUCCCCGCGACUAUCGAGACGCUAUUAUAUGGGCUUGGACCGGAUGGAGCCCUACAAACUACGCUUUGAGUCGGAGCGCACCUCAAGCGAUACGAAAACGAUCACUCAAAGCACAGUUAACAGGAUAACAGAAUCAACAUCUUUGUCAGAGUCAAGCAGUCGAUUGUCUAGAGAAUCCUCCAUAGGAAAUACAACGUCUAAAACGGGAACGGAAACGGAAACGGGAUCAUCACCAUUGUCAGAAUCAAGCAGUCGACCGUCAAAAGAAUCCUUCACAGGAAACUACACAACCGGAAUGUCUACCUCCCCCCACGGCUGCUUGGUGACGAAUCGGAGCAGGACAGCGGGUUUGCCCAUGACGAAAUACAGAAUACGGUGGGCCAACUUGGGCAAUCAGAAGGACGAAGAACCCAACACGGAGACUACCAACAGCGAGAGGGGUUGAGAAAGAGUAUUCAAAAAACGAUUGGCAUUCACCCUACACCUUCGUUCUGUCAAACAAAG
Messenger RNA from Drosophila subobscura, 913 nucleotides. RefSeq lists its product as uncharacterized. Lineage: Eukaryota; Metazoa; Arthropoda; Insecta; Diptera; Drosophilidae. The record is from RefSeq and is a predicted model, not a curated record. Bases 54 to 854 code for a protein of 266 amino acids. The transcript is spliced from 2 exons.